Sphaerodactylus townsendi is the source of this 2348-nucleotide messenger RNA. RefSeq names its product glutamate rich 5 (gene ERICH5). Lineage: Eukaryota; Metazoa; Chordata; Lepidosauria; Squamata; Sphaerodactylidae. The transcript is spliced from 4 exons. The record is from RefSeq and is a predicted model, not a curated record. Bases 376 to 1101 code for a protein of 241 amino acids.
GGGUUGCCGCUGCCUGGCGCCCCCGUGCAGCCGGCUGUCAUGCGGAGGCGGCAUGGCCCCAGGCAUCACCUGGCGAGCCUCCCCUCGCAGCGUCCCCCUGCCGCGCCUGCGCCGCUGGCAAAGAAUGCCCAAAGUUUGCCGUGGUGGAACUCUUCGGCUCCCCCUGACCGCGCCGUUCUUAUGGCAACCGAGCGCCGGCGGUAAACAUUCCAGCGCGAGGCUGGGGAGGUCCAGCGGCACGCGCAGCCCAUCUGGCGCUUUCCAGCUAAACGGCCGGCCAGGAGGCACCUGCGCGCAUUCGCCCGGCGGGAGCCGAAGGGAAAAGUUGGCGCGCCCGCCGGAAAGGAAGGAAGGAGGCUCUCGCCCUGCGACGCCAUGGGCUGCUCCAGCAGCGCUCAGACCCAAGUCAAGGACGGCAGCCGGCCGAGCCCCCUGGCCCCCGACACCAACGGGCUGCAGAAAUGCGCUACAUCAGAUGACAAUUUACCCAUCACUGAUGAAAAUGAAACCAUACCUGACCAGACCAAACUUGGAGGAAUGGAUGAAAUGGAUCUUGCAUCUGAUGGAACAAAAUUAAGUGAGAAUCUUACUCAAGAAAAGACAGAUGCUUUGCUUCCAGAAAUAACAAAAUGUGCUCUUUCUGCCUGUCAAAGAGUAGACCCAGAAGGUACAGAGCCUCAGCCAGUGGCAUCAGAAGAGAAGUUCACCAGAAGCGAACCCUUGGCUACGGGCCUUGUAGAAGUGAGGGAGCCUCAACCUGUGGAAGUAACAGAGAAUGAUGAACCUCAUCCUGCCACAGAAUCUGCCAACCUUCAGCUUCCAGAAAUCUCACAGGAUGCUAAACCUGAGCUUGUCAAACCAAUGGAGGAGAGAACACCUGAGCCUUUGGUGAUGACAGAGGAAGCCCUUAACCUUGUAGCAGAAAUGGUGAAGGAAUUACUGAUAGACGAAGAGGAACAGCUAACUGAGGGUGAGAUGGUAGAAAAGGUGGAAACUGAGAUGCACUCUGAGAUAGUAAGUGAGGGCUCUGAAACAAAAGAAGAAGAAACAGGAGAAGCUACAGCAGCAACAGAGAUAGAAGCUACUAAUAACGAAGAGUGAAUCAUGGUUUCUGCAUGGACUUCAUCUUUGUCUAGGUACUCCAAUAACUAUUAAUCCAAUUUGAGAAAAUAUGGAUUUUUGAAAAGCUGUUAUGGACUUACCAUGACAACUCAAGCAAUAGGGAGAAAGGAUUUUAUUUUGGGAAGUCAAGUUGCCAAGACACCAUUGAGGAAUUGCAAUGUUAAACCUUCACAGGUCUGCUGCAUAGUGCCUUCUGUAAACUUCAUUUGAGUAGAAUUGUAUGUUGCAAUGCAAUAGCUUAACUAAAAUAGUUACAGAAGUUACAGAAGAGGGUGCAUGAAUUUUGAAAUCAUAUGAAUGUCCCCAGCCCCAGUGUUCUAAACUGGGAUAAAAUUACUUAGAUUCUGAUAUGAUCUUACAGUCACAAAUUAUUUAAUGUAGUAGAACAAUUCCUGUGUGAAGCUUCACUUAUUCAUACAUGUUUACCAUAGCUAAGCUUAAUAUUGUUCUCUAAUUUGUGUAGAUACACAAAUUUUGAACCUAGGAAAUAGCCACCUUCAACAGUUAUGAUCAGCAACAUUUCUGUACUUUAAAAAAACACAUUGAUUUAUCUACCACUGCAAUUAAGCAUGCUUGGUCACUAUUAUAGUACGGUGAUAACACUUUUAAAAAAGUAAUAUAUUUUGAAAAAAUAAUAGCACCUAUAAUUUAAGAUUCUAAUUGAAUUAAGGCUGAAUAUUGCACUUUACAGCAUAUAGUAUUUAGUUUUUACAGAAGUAAAAGUUGCAGCCAAAUAAAGUUCAGCUGCUCUUUGUGUGCAAUAAGUACCGGUAUGCCUUCCAGGAACACUUUCUAGCCUCUACACAUAUUUGUGGAUUCUAUUUGCUCAACUAUUAGAAAACUAUGGUACAGUACAAAAAGCAGAUAAUUCAGUCAGGUUCCUUAUGUUUAAGUCCUGAAGUACAUACUGUAUAUGACAGUCAGUUUUACAUUUUUUUUGUAAAAAAAAGAGGACUGUUGACCAUGAGACUUUGUUGGUUGUUGGCUUGAAGAGAGCAGCCUGAGCAAAGGUGGGUUUUGGGUCUGGCACAGGUACCCUUUAAUUCUUUUAUGCCAGGGCAGUGAUGUAUUAUAUAGGACAUCUGUUGGACAUGCAUUGAUCAACAAUCAUAUGUUAAUAUGGCUUGGGUUUGUGCCUUUUGAAGUAGUGUACUGCAAACAGUAUUCAUUUUGCAAGCUGACACCCUGAUCUUAAACACUGAAAUAAAAUGCUGCGAUUAAUGAAA